UGCUGUACAAGAAGGGAGCCCGGUCCAACUUUAACAACGACAGGGGGAUUUCGCUACUAUCUCACGUAGGCAAGAUCCCCAUCAAGAUCAUCACCAACCGUCUAAGCGCCUUCCGCGAAGCCAACAACAUCCUCCCGGAGGGACAUGCAGAUUUCGACCCGGGCGAUCCACCGUCGAUAUGCUGUUCGUCGUGCGUCGCCUCCAGGAGCUGGGGCGGAGAAAGAAGAUACCGCUCUACAUGUGCUUCGUCGACUUGAAAAGGCGUAUGAUUCGGUGGACCGAGAGAAGGACUGGCGAGGAUGAUGAUGUUGAGGUGUUCGGGGAGUUCGGGCUGACGGUGUCGGAAAAAAAGACGGAGACGCUCCUGAUGAGCGCGAAGGACAAGCCGACUACAACAUCACGGCCCCCCCCGCCUCCACCGCUGACCAUCGAAGCCGCGGGACAAAAAUACGCCCAGACGACCGACUUCCGGUACCUCGGUGGCCUCGUCAACGAACAUGGCGACCUCACCCGGGAGAUCAACUACAGGAGCAGAGGAGCGUGGGCGUGCCUCAGGCGAUAUGGCCGGGAGCUCUUCGACAGACCGCAAGCGCCAUUCCGACUCAAGAUCCGCCUGCUCCAGGCGGAGGCGAUGGAGGCGCUGCUGUACGGCUGCAUGACAUGGUCACCACUCAGCGGCCACUAUCAGACGCUGCGAUCGAUACACCACCGACUGCUCCUUCGAGUUAUUCGGGGGGGACAGGAACAGAACUGGCCGAAGUGUGUGCUCGACGACCUGAAGGCAUUCGGGGCCAACCACGGAUCUACGAAAACCGAUCCAUGUUGUCUCGGAAUCCAGGUACCGAAAGACACGGCACCAAAGAAAAAGUGGACGGAAGCCGCGAAGAUGGAGGGGGGAGUACCCUGGCAUGCGGCGGUGCUGCAGGGAGCUGAGAGGUUCAUGACCUCCUGGCACGAGAAGGAAGAAGAGGCCAGCGGACAACGGGCGCUCAAACGGAACCACAAGCAAACAAUCAAUGGGGCGGGAAGGGGGCAGGAGACGGACGAGACGGCGAGGGAAGAAGGCAAACGAGAAGAGACAGACGGAGUGAGAGAGGACAGAGGAGGCAAGGAGGCACAGCAACCAACUAUCUCUGACGUCGGCGAUGACGACACGGGCGUAGGGCUGGAAGAUACCCCCGCCGCGGACACGGGUGUAGCCGCCGCGGGCGAGGACGACAUGGGGGCUGGGCUGCCUCCUACCCCGGCCGAAUAUGCGAGUGUUGCCGCAGCAGGCGGAGUAGAAGCGGACGUACGAAUUGCAGCUCCUGCGCCGGGUGGUGUCGCCGCCGAGAUGGGUUUGGCCAACAAGUAGCUGUCGGGCUGCUCGUACGCGGCCAUUAUUGCGGCUCGCAGUUCCAUGUUUUUGGUUCGGAUGGUGCAUACUCCAACAUCCCCUUGAGGUCUGCAAUUUUAGCCUUUUUGGCCUCUCGAGCGCCCGCCAAGCGAGCCCUGCCUGCGGCCUCUUCAUCCAAAGACUGCCUCGACACAACAGCCGCCGACAGAGCUUCCACGGCCGUCACCAGCUUGCCUGUGUUGGUCUCCUGGACGCGGCGGGCCUGCAGUUGCGCGUUGGCGGCCGCUACCGCAGCAGUCUCCUUCUUCACCUGUGCUCCGCUUUGAAUUUCGCCGGCCCCUGUGAACAUCCGGAUCGCGUUGGACGACAGAUCAACCUCGGUGUACGCACCGCUUGCCUCCGAUCCGCUUUCGUCGCUGGUGCCGGGUGACCCUUUCUUCGCCUUCUGCUUCCCGCCGCGACCCUUGGCCCCGGACGCGCCGCGACCCUUGGGUCCGGAUGUUUUGCGUGCGGUUCGGAGGUCAGGGUCCUCGCUGCUGCAUGGCCUUCCGAUCAAACAGAAGGUCAGGAGAUACUGGUGCAUCCGCUUGUUGGGCCUCUGCGGAAACCCGCCCUCUGUUCGUGUGAUUUCUUCGGAGGGGGCAUCAUCCCCGUUGCCCGGCGUAUCGUCUUCUGGCUCCUUCAUCCCCCCCUCCCCCGCCGGUGAGUCAUUACCGCUGCUUUCCUGUGGCUCCACUGCUUCCUCUGUUCCUUUCUGCUUUCCACUCCCGCCGUCCUCGUUCUCCGUCGGUGACGAUUCCCCAGAGUCACCUUCCGAACCCUCUCCUUCACCGCCACCCCUCUCUUCCAACUCGAUCGGGUCCUCUGCGUUCCCCGUUCCGGAUUCCAUGUGGUAGACUCCGUCCAGAAGGUACUCGAUGGCGUCUUCGUCUUGGCUGCCCGACGGUAGUUGGUCCCCAGGUUGUCCUUCGACGAAACUGGGCCAGGGGUGCACGGGAACAAGGUAGAGAGAGGUAGGAAGAACGGGUGAGAUUGGCAGCGAUCGUAACGCAUUCUCGCUCGUGUGCACCCGCAAAGGUGACACAUAUUUCGAAUGUUGACGGGCAGCAGUUCACACCCAUGUCGCCACUGGUCUUACUAUUUUCGAUCUAUUUUCUUCUAUCCGACAUAUGGCCGUGGCGCGGAAACUAUGUCAAGAAUACACACAACUGUAUAUUUCGCUGAGGUUUAGAACACUGUUCCGGGAGUCAUGCCAAUCGGCCAAAGUGACACAGCACCGGUGUGCCACAUGCACAUGAGUUCCGUCAUCGUUUUAGAGUAGGCCGGCCAGGGAGAGGGUCACCGUACCGAGGGCAAAACGACACACAUAGCGAAACGCAAUAGGGGUUGUGACUACAGUUUUGACUUGGUGCGGAGAAGUGCAACAAUAAAUCUGACAUGAGUGUAUCGUUGUUUAUUGUGUGUCUCACCCCGACAACUUGCAUGCGUAGUUUACAUGAUCGGGGGGAAACACGUUGGGGGAUGGGCGGUCUACUUUAUUUUCUUCGCAACAUGUUGUACGCCCUGGGGCCACCUAUCUCUAAAGCUGUUCCCACCCGUGGUGUUAUGUUGCUUUUUUGAAGGGGGAGGGGGGAAACGCCAGCGAGUUGCCGCCAAAAGCAGCGGGUAACGCGAUUGAGCAUUUGUUCAACACUGCUGUUGUCCGCAUAAUACAUAUAUGGUAAUCGGGGCACGUGACAUUUCGAAAUUUAAAUGUAGUGCGGCAAUUCCAUUGGU
This is a messenger RNA of Ectocarpus sp. CCAP 1310/34, 3112 nucleotides long. The record is from the annotation of a GenBank genome assembly. NCBI's taxonomy places the organism in Eukaryota, Phaeophyceae, Ectocarpales, Ectocarpaceae.